UAAUAACUGCACAUUAUUGACAAAAGGUUAUGGCUGUUUUAUUUUGGAACCUUCACUUGCAAUAUUCAGAUUUUGUUGUUACUAUUAUUGUUAUUUGUAGUUUCCAUCGAAUGACCAUGGCUGAGUACAAGGUGGAAGUGGCAACAGGUGACAUGAAAGAAGCAGGAACGUGGGACAAAGUGUACGUCACCUUGUUCGGCACUGCAGGGCAGAGCGAGCGAACCGAGUUGGACAACUGUGGUCUGGACUUCAAUAGAGGGACAACAGGGACCUAUACCAUUAAAACCAGUUUGUCACUGGGGAAACUUCUGCUGGUCAAGGUGGAGAAGGAUCCCUUCCUGGUUCGCAAAGAUGACGAGUGGUACUGCUCCAAAAUAGUGGUGACGACUCCGGAGGGAGAAGUCCUUCUUUUCCCCUGUUACAGGUGGAUCUCCAGGGGCGAGCUUGUGGAGCUGAGAGGAGGGAGAGCCCUGAAGGUUUUUGAGGAUGACCAUCCCCUGUUGGUUGACCACCGAAGAAAUGAGCUGAUGCAGAGAAAGAGCUUCUACCAGUGGAAGAUUCUGGCUGAAGGUCUACCCCACAUCAACCAUUUCAACGAUGCGUCUGAGCUGCCAGCUGAAGUCCGUAUCUCAAAGAAAAGAAAGUCUGAAGUGCUUAACACAGAAAAGAUGACCGGUCUUGAACUCAAGAUCAAGGGGCUGCUUGGAUCUGCAGAGAAAUGGGAGAGCAUCGAUGACAUGAAAAAAAUCUUCUGGUUCAAAUCGACAACAAUGUCAGAGUAUGUUGCAGAACACUGGAAGGAAGAUGACUUUUAUGGAUUCCAGUUUCUAAACGGAGUCAACCCAAACGUGAUCAAGCGCUGCUCAGAGCUUCCCCGAAACUUCCCAGUCACAGAGGAGAUGGUGAAGCCCUUUCUAGAAGAGGGGAGCUCUCUGCAGAAAGAAAUGGCGAAGGGAAAUAUCUUCCUCUAUGACCAGAAGAAGAUGGACGGAAUACCAGUCAGGCCUUAUGAUGGUGAAACUCUGCGUGCGUCUGCUGGACUCUGUUUGUUCUACGUGAACCCAGAAAACAAACUGAUGCCAAUAGCGAUACAGCUGCAUCAACAACCAUCUGAGGAGAACCCCAUCUUUCUGCCCAGUGACACGGAGACGGACUGGCUGCUCGCCAAGAUGUUUAUUAAAAAUGCAGAUUCCAUGGAUCAUCAAGCAGUCCAUCACCUCAUGAACACUCACUUCCUGACAGAAGUCUAUACUGUCGCCACUCUCCGCUGCUUUCCUGUGAUUCAUCCCAUCUACAAGCUGCUCUUUCCACACUUCCGGUAUACUCUCCAUGUCAACACUAACGGCCGUGACUCUCUUUUCGCACCUGAGGGAGCUUUGAGUAUAACUUCUCUUGGAUUCAACGGGAUGAUGGAGCUCAUGAGAAGGUCUCACUCUGAAGUGACUUACAGCUCCCUCUGUCUGCCAGACAACAUUUCUGCACGAGGACUGGAGUCGAUCCCCAACUUCUACUACAGAGACGAUGGCCUGAAGCUGUGGAACAUUAUCAGCAGCUUUGUGGGGGCAAUAGUGGAGAACUAUUACCCCUCAGACAGUGAUGUCCAUGAAGACACUGAGCUGCAGGACUGGAUCAGUGAGAUUUUCACACAUGGCUUCUUAGGAAACAAAGCCUCAGGGUUCCCGGCAUCCUUUCAUACUGUCAAGGAGGUGACCAAGUUCAUCACCUUGGUGAUAUUCACAUCAACAGCUCAACAUGCUGCAGUCAAUAAUGGACAGUUUGACUAUUACUCCUGCCCGCCCAAUGUCUCAAUCCUGCUGCACAAACCUCCUCCAACCACUAAGGGGCAGUCAAGUGUGAAGACAAUCUUGGAGACCCUCCCAAAUGUUGGUGAGACAGUCAGUAUAAUAGCAAUCACCAGGCUGCUUUCAGAAAAGUACAAUGAUGUGGUUCCCUUUGGUACAUACCCUGAAGAGCGAUUCGACGAGCCUGCACCUAAGCAGAUGAUAAAGGAAUUUCAAGCAGAGUUGUCCUUCCUGACUGAAGAGAUUGCAGCAAGAAACUCACAACUUGAAAUACCAUACACAUAUCUGAACCCAAACCAGAUUGAGAACAGCAUAACUAUUUAAUUCCAAGAGCCAUAUCAUAGGCAACUGGAUGUGUCUCAUCCACAAGGUUUCUUCAGUUCUAACUGACUGGAGGGGAGUUGCAGGCUUUUAAACUCUGUGUGGGAGUGUCCUUACAGAAUCGUUAAGGACACGUGAGCUCUGAGGAGUUUCAGAGUCCUGAUGUGACCAUUUUAGAAAGUCUGAGAGAGCCGGUCUGCAUUUACAUAGCAUUAAUUCUGAUUUCGGUCACAUCAGUGCUCGAGCUCAGAACAUAGUCCCUUUGUAUGUUCUCUGCCUGCAAACUGCCUGUAUUCAACGACUUGUGAAUAAGACUCGACUAUCUUCUGGAAUCAUACUG
Messenger RNA from Acanthopagrus latus (yellowfin seabream), 2463 nucleotides. RefSeq names its product hydroperoxide isomerase ALOXE3-like. Lineage: Eukaryota; Metazoa; Chordata; Actinopteri; Spariformes; Sparidae. The record is from RefSeq and is a predicted model, not a curated record. Gene Ontology annotation, biological process: linoleic acid metabolic process; lipid oxidation. The coding region runs from base 30 to 2126 and encodes 698 amino acids. Gene Ontology annotation, molecular function: oxidoreductase activity, acting on single donors with incorporation of molecular oxygen, incorporation of two atoms of oxygen; protein binding; iron ion binding. The transcript has 14 exons.